GAGGCAGCAGCCAGAAAAAGGAAGCACGACUCGCUUAUCGCGUCAUUCUGGGCUUAGGCGUUGAGCAGGAAACAGCCUUUCCUCUCGUAUUGUCGCAGGAACAAACACACAUUUUUGUCUGUGCUCAAUGCAACCCACGGCACAGAACACGCGAAAGCCGGUCAGAAGGAAAAAUGCCUCCUUCGAUGCAGACAGCUCUCCUGCUGCUCCUCGGCGUCCUGGCUUUGGAGACGCGCCGGGACCGUGCCAUGGCGCUCCUCAUCCAAAACGCGUUCGAGUCUCCAAAUCACACCAAUAACUUCGCGGUGGACCCGGUGUCCAGGAAAGUUUACCUGGCCACCGUGAACUCUGUCUACCAGCUGAACGGCACCUUGAGCGUGGAGGUGGAGAAGAGGACCGGACCCGUGGAGGACAACCUGUUGUGCCAUGCGCCGCAGCUUCCCCAGGCUCCGUGCGAGCAUCCAAAAUCCCUCACGGACAACUACAACAAGCUCCUGGAGCUGGACCGGGAGCAGGGGGUGCUGGUCCUGUGCGGCUCCGUGUACCAGGGCUUCUGCGAGCUCAGGAAAAUGGAGAAUAUUUCCGAAAUAGCGGUGGAGUUCCCACCUGUGGGCGAGAAGACUGUCUUCCCCAGCAUGCUCAACAUCGCUGCCAAUCACCCGAACGCGUCCACGGUGGGGCUCAUCUUCAGGAGCCACGGGGGGAACACGCGCCUGCUCGUGGGGGCCACAUACACAGGGGCCGGGACCCAGUUUUUCCCCAAGAACCACAGCAAAGAGGACCUGCGCUUUGAGAACACUCCCGAGAUCGCGAUCCGCUCCCUGAACAUCAAGGAUCUAUCCAGACUUUUCACCUACGACAUCAACCCCUCGGAGGAUAAUGUCUUCAAGAUCAAGCAGGAGGUUAAAACCAAAAACAAGCUCAACUUCGUGCGCGCCUUCAUCCAGAAGUCUUACUCGUACAUUGCCUUCAACAAUGACGCCAAACUGGGCCACAAGGAGAGUCAGCCCAACAGCAUCCUCGCCCGGAUCUGUCUGGACACAGACACCCCGAGGAAGUCGUCCGGGCCGGAGAGCAGGAAGCUGACCGAGUCCUACAUCCAGAUGCCGCUGCAGUGUGGAUUUAACGGGAACACGUACAACCGGCUGCUGUCCGUGCACCCGGCGGAGAUCCACGCCGAGGACGCGCAGAGCCCGGAGCCUUACCUGUUUGCUGUCUUCUCCAAGGACAGACAGUCGGAGAGGAAGACCGCGCUGUGCGCCUUCAAGUUUGGAGACAUCGAGGAGGAGAUCCGACAAGGCCGGAGGAACUGCUCCAACUCCCCCAGCAGCGACGUCCAGGUGCUGGACAGCGUCAUCCAAGGCUCCGGGGCAGCCUGUAUCCAGAAGGGGAACCUGGUGUUGCAGCCCGAGCAGCUGGACUGUGGCGCUGCCCACCUGCAGCAUCCUCUGGCCCUACGGAGGCCCCUGAGGUCCAUUCCUCUGUUUGAAUACCCAGGUCUCACGUCAGUGUCUGUGGACAAUGUACACAACCACACUGUGGUUUUUCUGGGAACCAGUAAUGGACGACUCCGUAAGCUGACCCUCCUGGCAAACAUGACCUUGGCCAAUCAGUGGACCCUGAAGCUGCCAGCCAGCGAGGCCGUCCACCACAUCAUGACCUUUGAUCCCAGUGACAGGAACUUCCUUUAUCUCAUGACCUCUCACCACAUGCUCAGGGUGAAAGUGUCAGAGUGUGACCAGUGGAAGAGCUGCAGUGGCUGUUUGGGAGCAGGUGACGCCCACUGUGGAUGGUGCACUCUGGAGAACAGAUGCACCAUCCAGAAGGAGUGUCCCCACGGUCGGUUGUCACGCUCCUGGAUCAGCAUGAGUGAAGGCCCUCAGCAGUGUCCGUCCAUCACGCUGACGCCUCCAGAGAUCAGCAUCUCUGCAGACAUCAAGGACGUCGGCAUCCUGAUAAACGGCAGUGUUCCUGAUCUGGCCGGCUCCCGCGUGGAGUGCGAAUACGGGCCGGGUGUUUCUACAGCUGCCACGGUGCACCUGGACUACGGCCCCGCUCAGAUCCAGACCUGUCCGCUGCUCCCUCGAGAAAACUACCAACCCAUCCUUCCCGGCACAGAUCAUCUGACUGUUUCUGUGGCGAUAAAAGUGAAUGGCACAUCUGUCGUAUCUGGGAACUUCAUCAUCUACGACUGCGAGAGGACUGGAGCAAUACACCCCAAGACGUCAUGUGUGAGCUGCCUGAGCACAAGAUGGAAGUGUUACUGGGACCAAGAGAACCACCUCUGUGUCUCCAAUAAAGACGAGACAAAGCUCAACCUGCUGGAGAAUGCCGCUUCCUGUCCCAGCCUGGUUGCCUCAGAGGUUCCUCCGGUACCAUCAGGAAUGGCCCAGGACUUCACCUUGUCCCUCAACCACAUCCAGGAGGGGGAGGAGCUGGAAUGUGAUUUCGGGACGGAGCAGCGCUACGAGGCGGCGUGGCUGAACGGCUCGACUGUCAAGUGCAGCGGAGUCACGCUGUCCACCAAUCAGAGGAGUCAGAUUUACCACCUCAACCUGAGGAGGAGAGGAUACCCUCGCGAUCAGGGGGAGGACAUUUUUGUCGACAGCCCUCAGCCCAUGAAAGUGGAGGUGUACAACUGUGGAGUGGGCAGCUCCGACUGCUCUCAGUGCUGGGGCCGCGAGGAUCAGGGUCACCGCUGCGGCUGGUGCGAAAACAGCUGUAGGCCACGGGAUGAAUGCCAGCCAAUCAGAGAUCAAUGUCCGGCUCCUGAGAUCCACAAGAUCUCGCCCCUCAGCGGUCCAGUGGAAGGAGGCACCUUGCUGACAAUAGAGGGCAGGAACCUGGGCCGCAGGGCUGAUGCAGUGAAGGUCUUAAUUGGAGAUGUGCCAUGUGGUCUCCUGCCUGAGCUCUACACCAUCUCUGUUAAGUUGGUGUGUGUCACCGGGUGGUCUGAACAAGACAGGACAGACAUUGUCCAAGUGGACGUGGACCACAGUGGGAUGGGCACAUCAAAGGAGACGUUCUCAUACUUAGUCCCAAAGCUUCUGUCCAUGGAGCCGAGGAAGGGCUCUCGUGCUGGGGGAACCAGGGUGACCAUCUGGGGGGAGCACCUGGACAUUGGCUUUCAGGUCAAUGUCAAGGUCAACAACACGGUGGAAUGCACCAUCACAGAGAAAACAGAAGAAUUCAUUGAGUGCACCAUGCCACCGGCCUUGCAGAUGCACACUGAGUCCGUGACAGUGUGCGUCGAGUUUGAAGGCCUCCCUUGUCAGAGCACGGAGCUUAGCACCACCUACACGUAUGAGAAGAACCCCACCAUCAGCUUCAUCCACCCCAAGAAAAGUUACCUCAGUGGUGGCAGGACCGUCACAGUAAAAGGCCAGGGUUUCGAUCUGGUGCAGAGCGUCACCAUGCAGGUGCUGGGAAUCGGAGAAACACACUGCACCGUGCUCUCCUCCACCAUCAUCACCUGUCUGUCUCCAGCAUCCAGCCAGUCCCAGCAGACCUCAGCAGAGUUCUUCCUGAAUGGAGUCCUCUACACGGGAGACAGUCCCUUCUCCUCUGACGAGGAGCCCGAGGAAGAGGAGGGGGAGCUUCACAAGGGUCACUUCAUGCUGGAAUACGUGGAGGACCCCCAGUUCUUCACCGCCAGCAAGGAGAAGCUGAUCAAACACCACCCUGGAGAGCCGCUGACUCUCAUCAUCAACAAAGGGCCGAGUGAUCUGGAGCUGGCACCGGAGGAAUACUCAGUGAUGAUUGGCUCCUAUCCCUGUAACAUCAGCUUCCAUAAUGACCAGCUGUUUCACUGCACUAUCAAUGGACUGCUGAGCUCCAGCGAGCGGGAGCUACCUGUCACCGUUCAAGUGGGGAACUUCCAUCGCAUCAUCGCCAAAGUGCAACUCGGCGGAAGUGAGCUGGCCAUCGUGGUCUCCAUUGUGGUGUGCUGCGUGCUGCUGUUGCUGUGCACCGUGGCUCUGGUCGUGUACUGCACUAAGAGUCGAAGGGCGGAGCGCUACUGGCAGAAAACCCUCGUGCAAAUGGAGGAGAUGGAGUCCCAAAUCAGAGAGGAGAUCCGUAAAGGCUUUGCAGAGCUGCAGACAGACAUGACAGACCUUACCAAGGAGUUGAAUCGCAGUCAGGGCAUUCCCUUUUUGGAGUACAAACAGUUUGUCACCCGCACGUUCUUCCCCAAGAUGUUCUCAGAUUACGAGAAGAGUCUCGUGCAGCCCGUCUAUGAGAACGAUGGUCUGGGCCCUCGUGUACAGCUGCCGGAGACUCACCCUCUGCUGCAGGACUGGCAGGCCAACAACACAACAAGGCCUAACGUUGAGGAGGGUAUCACCCUGUUCUCCACGCUCCUCAACAACAAGCACUUUCUCAUCACAUUUGUCCACGCUCUGGAGCAGCAGAAGGACUUUGCCGUGAGAGACAGAUGCAGCCUGGCAUCCCUGCUCACCAUCGCCCUCCAUGGUAAGCUGGAGUACUACACCAGUAUAAUGAAAGACCUGCUGGUGGACCUGAUUGACGCCUCGGCCUCGAAGAACCCCAAGCUGAUGCUGCGUCGCACGGAGUCUGUCGUGGAGAAGAUGCUGACCAACUGGAUGUCCAUCUGCAUGUACAGCUACCUCAAGGAGACAGUGGGUGAGCCUUUCUUCCUGCUGCUGUGCGCAAUCAAGCAGCAGAUCAACAAGGGAUCGAUAGAUGCCAUCACAGGAAAGGCCCGCUACACCCUCAACGAGGAGUGGCUGCUCCGCGAGAACAUUGAGGCCAAGCCACAGAACAUCAACGUGUCCUUCCAGGGCUGUGGCAUGGACUCGCUAUCCGUCAGGGUCAUGAACACAGACACAAUCUGCCAGGUGAAGGAAAAAAUCAUUGAAGCCUUUUAUAAAAACCUGCCAUUCUCCCAGUGGCCGCGAGCAGAGGACGUAGACCUGGAGUGGUUUGACUCGGGCAGCAACAGCAAACUUCUGCAGGAUCUGGAUAACUCCUCGGUGAUGGAGGACGGGCGAAAGAAGCUCAACACAGUCUUCCAUUACCAGAUCCCAGAGGGGGCAUCUUUGGCCAUGAGCAUGAAAGACAAGAGAGAGAACACCCUGGGGAGAGUUAAAGACCUGGAUACAGAGAAAUACGUACAUUUGGUCCUACCUCAUGAUGAGCUAAUGGAGACGAAGAAGUCACACAGACAGAGUCACCGCAAGAAAGUCCUGCCUGAAAUCUACCUGACACGUUUGCUCUCCACCAAGGGAACCCUUCAGAAGUUCCUGGAUGACCUCUUUCAAGCCAUCCUUAGCAUCCCACCCGAACGCCCUCCUUUAGCUGUCAAGUAUUUCUUUGACUUCCUGGAAGAACAGGCUGACAAACGGGGCAUCACAGACCCAGACACCCUGCACAUCUGGAAAACCAACAGUUUACCUCUGCGUUUCUGGGUGAACAUCCUGAAGAAUCCUCAGUUCGUGUUUGACAUUGAUAAGACGGAUCACAUGGAUGCCUGUCUGUCUGUCAUCGCCCAGGCUUUCAUCGACGCCUGCUCCGUUUCUGACCUGCAGCUUGGCAAGGACUCCCCUACCAACAAGCUGCUGUAUGCCAAGGAGAUCCCAGAAUAUAAGAAGAGAGUGCAGUGCUACUACAAGCAGAUACAGGAAAUGUCGCCUCUGAGCGAACAAGAGAUGAACGCUCACCUGGCGGAGGAGUCACGGAAAUACAGAAAUGAAUUCAACACCAACCUGGCCUUGACGGAAAUCUACAAAUAUGCCAAAAGAUACAGACACCAGGUGGUGAGCGCUCUGGAGUCCAACCCCACCGCGCGGCGCACUCAGCUGCACCACAAGUUCGAGCAGGUCAUUGCUCUCGUGGAGGACAACAUCUACGAGUGCUGCAGCGAGGCCUGAGCCUGCACGCCUGCCUCUCUUCCACUCGCCACCUCUUCCUCCUGCUGACAGCUGCCUCUCUCUCUCUGUCUCUCCCUCUCCCUCUCUCUCACUCGCUCUCACCUACACAGUUACUGGGGAAUGUCGGCCACUUGCUGAGCGCCGCUGUUAUUCCCACAGACUCUAACAAAGUGGCAGAGUGAAGGGACUUAAAUCUGUGUUCCUCCUUUCAUCUGGGAACGCCGUGCAGAAUCUCCCAAAUGCUUCCCGGCGACACGGACAGACAGAAUUCCAGUUUGACUCGGCUCUAUGCUUUAGAGGGAACGUGUAGGAGCUUGGAGAUGAGGCUCUUUUUUUUUUUUUUUUGUCUGGAUGUCUUUACAGUUACUGGGAGCUACAGGAAGCCCUGGUGGCAAUCUUUUAACGCACUGAACCCUUUUUUCCUGAAGGGAAUGAGCCAAUGAUGCACUGUACUGUAUUAUAAUGUCAAUAGCAAUAUUUAUAGAUGUGUUAUAAUGCUUUCAGGUGGCCUCCUGUUUGCCAGGAUGAGUAGAAACUCCUCCUGUCUCCUAAAGCCUGCACUGUUCUCAGGUGUGAUUGACGACGGCUGACGUGCUGCCGUCGACCGUCCGGACAGUGCGUCUCUUUGUGCUUUGCAGGUUGAUGAUGGAAGACGGAGUGGACGGACGAAAAAUAUAAAUGACUGAAUGAAAUGGAAUGUUUAUGUGGUUCACUGGGAAGAGCUGCAUCAGAAGAGGAGAUGUGUCGAUCGAUCGUCAGUGUUCUUGUAAAAAAAAAAAAUGAAUAUCAUGUUGGAUUCCAGACCAAUGUACAAGAGGGAAAUUUACAUAUAUGACAUAAAAGUGAGGUCAAUAUAAUCCCAGGAGAGCCUGUAUUUGUGACGCCAAAUGACCGUGUCCAUGUGUGUGAAAUGAAUUAACAGUAUUUAGGAUUUUAAAAUGUCGAAUAAUGACAACAUUUAUCAUAAA
Solea senegalensis (Senegalese sole) is the source of this 6859-nucleotide messenger RNA. It is a transcript of the gene plxnd1, whose product is annotated as plexin D1. The record is from RefSeq and is a predicted model, not a curated record. The transcript has 36 exons. Gene Ontology annotation, biological process: semaphorin-plexin signaling pathway involved in axon guidance; regulation of cell shape; regulation of GTPase activity. Lineage: Eukaryota; Metazoa; Chordata; Actinopteri; Pleuronectiformes; Soleidae. Bases 174 to 5891 code for a protein of 1905 amino acids. Gene Ontology annotation, molecular function: protein binding; semaphorin receptor activity. Gene Ontology annotation, cellular component: semaphorin receptor complex.